This is a messenger RNA of Bolinopsis microptera, 1161 nucleotides long. RefSeq lists its product as uncharacterized. The coding region runs from base 1 to 1161 and encodes 386 amino acids. NCBI's taxonomy places the organism in Eukaryota, Metazoa, Ctenophora, Tentaculata, Lobata, Bolinopsidae. The record is from RefSeq and is a predicted model, not a curated record. The transcript has a single exon.
AUGCUGAAGACAUCGGUUGACCCCAAAGUGAGGGAGGUUUUCGAGUACAGAGAAAACACCAACAGAGACAAGAAGAGAUGGGACUACACCAAGGAGCUGACUAAUAGGGAGAGAGACCUCUACUUCAAAGAACUGAUUGGCUACGUGCAGACCAGGGAAGGAGCCGGUAUUGGAUUCGGUGAUCAGAGGAGGAAGAAGAACAAAAAGGAGCAACUGGUGGAGAUAAUUAAGUCUCUGAAAGAAGAGGAGCUCCUUCAAACUCUCUACGAUAAGAGAGUCCAAGGAAAGUUUCUAACCUGGGAGAACACCAUGCAGCUAGACACUGGCUGGCAAAGCCUGCUGUAUACCUUGAGCCCCGAGCUGACAAAGUUCCACCUAAAUGCCAUCCACGACGUUGCAAGUACACCUAGCAACCUCCAGCUUUGGAACUACAGCUCCACGAACAACUGUCCCCUUUGUGGGCGUCAGCAGUGCAACCUAAAGCACAUUCUAACGUGUUGCCCAGUGUCGCUUAAACAAGGAAGGUAUACUUGGAGACAUGAUCAGGUGCUCAGGGUAAUCGUGCAACCAAUUGCAGAGAAGCUGAGGGAGAUAAACAGUGCUACCCCAAAGACAGAAGUAAAGAGAGAGUGGAGGAAGUUCGUAUCCGGAAAAGGAACCUACAGGAAACCCGAAGUACGGCUUACAGAAGAACCUCAUCUUCUAGAGGAAGGUAACGACUGGAAACUAGUGUUUGAUGAGGACGAAAGGACAAGACAAUUCCCCCAACAUAUUGUCAACACAGCUCUCAGACCUGAUGUGGUAAUAUACUCUAACACACUCAGGAAAGUCAUCCUGAUAGAGCUGACCUGUGGAAACGAGGAGAACUUUGAGGACCAGAGAUCCCGGAAAGAGAAGAGAUACGAAGAGCUAAUGGUGGAGAUCGAGACCGCAGGCUGGGAAGGAUAUCUCUUUACAGUAGAAGUUGGAUGUCGUGGAUUCUACCACCACACAUUACCCCGAAUUUUCAACUUCCUUAACAUCACCCGGGCAAAGAAGAAGAGGGCACUUAACACAACAGCGGUGGUGUCCCUGAAAGGUUCCUACACUAUCUGGCUUAGUCGCUACAACAAGACCUGGAGUGACAACUGGCAGCUGGCUGAAAGACCCUGCCCAGUUUAA